GAAAGAGAGAGGAAUUGCCCAGUCGGAUCCCACCGAACCACGCUCUCCCUUUUUGUUUUCCACACUAGUGAUCCUGUUUUCCCAAACACGUUGCCAAGAUGAUGAUCGGAAACAAAUACUGGGCAAAGAGGGGAAUGUCGCUGGACUCAGCCUUAUUGGAAGGCAAUCAGAUAAGUAAAAAAUGUGAAGAGAAGAAAGGUGACAAAGAAAAUGGCAAGAAUGAGACUUCCAGAGCCACACUUACUUUUGCUUUGAAAAACGAAGUUGGUGGACUGGUGAAAGCCCUGCAAAUCUUUCAAGAGAAGCACAUCAGCCUUGUUCACAUUGAGUCCAGAAGGUCAAAGAGGAGAGAUUCUGAAGUUGAGAUAUUUGUCGACUGUAGCAGCACUAAAGAAGAUUUCAAUGAACUGAUUCAGUUACUGAGGGCCCAGGCAAACAUUGUUUCAUUGAAUCUACUGACCAGUAACUGGAUGGAAGAGGAAGAGCUGAGCGGAGUUCUUUGGUUUCCAAAAAAGAUUUCUGAAUUAGACAAGAGUUCCCAGAGAGUCCUGAUGUAUGGCUCUGACCUUGAUGCAGACCACCCAGGCUUUAAAGAUAAUGUCUACAGAAGACGAAGAAAGUAUUUUGUGGAUGUUGCCAUGAACUACAAAAUUGGACAGCCCAUCCCCAGAGUUGAAUACACAGAGGAAGAAAUCAGGACUUGGGGAAUGGUGUUCAGAGAACUCACAAAACUUUACCCCACUCACGCCUGCCGGGAGUACCUCAAGAAUUUUCCUCUCCUCACAAAGCAUUGUGGCUACAGAGCGGAUAAUAUCCCACAGCUGGAAGAUGUGUCUGCAUUUCUGAAAGAGCGAUCAGGCUUUCUGCUGCGGCCGGUGGCGGGAUAUUUGUCACCGAGAGACUUUUUAGCGGGGUUAGCAUUUCGAGUUUUCCACUGCACUCAGUACGUGCGCCAUGGCUCCGAUCCUUUCUACACGCCAGAACCGGAUACCUGUCAUGAGCUGCUGGGACAUGUGCCCCUACUGGCAGAACCAAGUUUUGCAGAGUUUUCACAAGAAUUGGGUCUUGUGUCCCUGACGGCAUCAGAUGAAGAUGUGCAGAAAUUAGCCACGUGCUAUUUCUUCACUGUUGAGUUUGGACUGUGUAAGCAAGAAGGACAGCUGCGUGCUUAUGGUGCUGGGCUUUUGUCAUCUAUCGGGGAACUAAAGCAUGCGUUGUCAGACAAAGCGAUCGUCAAACCAUUUGAUCCAAAGACAACCUGUACCCAGGAGUGUCUCAUUACCACCUUCCAGGAAGCCUAUUUUUUGUCUGAAAGCUUUGAGGAAGCCAAGGAGAAAAUGAGGGAAUUUGCAAAGUCAGUCAAACGGCCAUAUUCUGUCCGCUACGACCCAUAUACCCAGCGCAUUGAGAUGCUGAAAGAUACCAGGAGCAUUGAAAAAGUAGUUCAAGAUAUCCGCAGAGACCUCGCGACUGUGUGUGAUACUCUAUCGAAGAUGAACAAGAACUUUGGAAUUUGAUGGCAUGCACGUCAAUCUCAUAUCCAUUUUGGUGUAAACACUGCUAGCAGAACUGACCCUGAAUACUGUGAUGUAACCUAUUUGCAGACAUAUUCGUGACUUGUUUGGAUGUUUUAGCAAAGUUUCAUCUGCUCUAGGAUGUGUUCCACACCAUCACAGCACAAAACAAUGUGGUGGAAAACCCAUUCAGUUUCUGUUACUUUAACAAAAGGUUAUGAAAGUGUAGACCCACCCCACUGCUCAAAGGUUGACCACAUAAUAUCAGCGUCUUGUGUAGUUUUAUUUGAGAGAGAAUGUACUAAAGUACACUUUGUGGACCUGAUGAAUUUCCCAGUAAAAUCUGGCACAAAUAUCUAUCUGAAGAAUGAGUGUUACAUUAUGGGUGUCAGUAGUGGUAGUCUAAAAAGGGAUAAUAUAAAUAGACAUAUUCACACUUCCAAGAAACAAUAAUUUUGUAAUAUUUUUAUAAUCAAAUAAUGUCCUACUCUAAAAUAGAUUCUAGAAACUAGAAAAAGCUGAAUAUUUUUUGAAAGAUGAACUAAUGAGUAUAGGUCCAUACAGGAACCUAGUUUUGCUGGUUUUAAAAAAAGCAAAUAGUAAACUUGAAGGUGCAGAAAGCAAAUGAAAUACUGUAUUUUAUAGCAAAAUGGUUGGGAGUACAGAAUUCAAGUACUCAAUUCUUGAUUCGAAUGGGUGUCAAGGGUUAUGGGGAGGGCAGGAAAAUGGGAU
This is a messenger RNA of Amblyraja radiata (thorny skate), 2246 nucleotides long. RefSeq names its product tryptophan 5-hydroxylase 2. The record is from RefSeq and is a predicted model, not a curated record. The transcript is spliced from 11 exons. Gene Ontology annotation, molecular function: iron ion binding; tryptophan 5-monooxygenase activity. NCBI's taxonomy places the organism in Eukaryota, Metazoa, Chordata, Chondrichthyes, Rajiformes, Rajidae. Gene Ontology annotation, cellular component: neuron projection. The coding region runs from base 99 to 1517 and encodes 472 amino acids. Gene Ontology annotation, biological process: serotonin biosynthetic process; aromatic amino acid metabolic process.